AUGCGCUUCGGAAAGCGACACUUCAACGCCGAUCGGCCGGACGAAGGAGGACAAUCGGCGUUUGCAGAAGAUUGCGGGCACGACUUGAUCCGGUGGCCCGGUCCCGAGGUGACGCGGUGUUGGGAGAAAAGCCGAAUCCCCUUAUCCUCCUUCCCCUCCCACUCCUCUUGCUCGUCUUGCUCCAACUCUUCGUUCAUCUCCCGAUUCCACUGCCUGCGUGACAUCCACGAGAGCUACCCCCAUCCGCCACGUCGUUCAACUUCCUACAGCUUCAGGCAGGUAACAUACCCUUCGUCAGGAAGGUUCUUAAAAUGA
Protopolystoma xenopodis is the source of this 315-nucleotide messenger RNA. NCBI's taxonomy places the organism in Eukaryota, Metazoa, Platyhelminthes, Monogenea, Polystomatidea, Polystomatidae. The record is from the annotation of a GenBank genome assembly.